AUGCUGGGCCUCGGAGCAUAUGAAAGCAGCAGCGAAGAUGAGGUUGUUGAGAAGCGCACUUCGUCGCCAAAGCACGAGCUAGAACAUGGUUCCGGUGCAACCUCUAAGCCCGUCGCAGAUACCGCACAAGUGACGCCAGAUGUACCCCAGCCGGUAAUAUCUACGGAGCCAAAUCCUCCAGGGCCAGUUCUCGGACCAUCUCACCAAGAGGCCCAGCCUUCGAACCCCCGCUCUAUGCAUGGGCAGGCGUCCCCAUAUUCAGCAUCGCGCAACUUGGUCCAUGAUUUAACACUUCCUCCGGUGCCAUGUCUAGAUAUCCCACCAUCGCCCCCUGGAUCGCCUAGUCCAGCCGCGAAUGCUAAAUUCGCCCAUUUUCUGGCACUCAAGAAACAAGAGGUCCACUUUAAUGAAAAAUUGGCCGGCUCAAGCUCGCUCAAGAACCCAAGUCUACUGAAAAAGCUGAUGGAGCAUGCGGGUCUCAGCGAGGAGAUGCAAUACCAUACUGCACUAUCUCGUGAAUUAUGGGACAUGGAUGGUCUUCCGGCCUGGGGGUUCAAGGAAGAGCUGUUGAAGGCGCAGAAGGAAAUGCGCGACAACCUGGAAGAGCAAAGGCUUCAAGGCCAAAGAGAUACGAUUGAUUUCGUGGCAGCGACCACUCCCAGUACCAAAAAAAGAUCAAGACCACACCCGUGA
Messenger RNA from Aspergillus melleus, 693 nucleotides. Its product is annotated as HCNGP domain-containing protein. NCBI's taxonomy places the organism in Eukaryota, Fungi, Ascomycota, Eurotiomycetes, Eurotiales, Aspergillaceae. The transcript has 3 exons. Gene Ontology annotation, biological process: regulation of DNA-templated transcription. Bases 1 to 693 code for a protein of 230 amino acids. Gene Ontology annotation, cellular component: nucleus. The record is from RefSeq and is a predicted model, not a curated record.